GACGUCAGUGGGAAGUUAAUUUUAAAUCGGUACAAGAUGGCGGAGGGGGACGAGGCAGCGCGGAGGCAGCAGCCGCACCAGGGGCUGCGGCGCCGGCGGCGGACCAGUGACCCAAACACCGCGGUUAACCACGUCUCGUCCACGACCCUCCUAGGUGAGAGUUAUGAAGAUGAUGACCUAGUAAACUCUGAUGAGGUUAUGAAGAAACCAUGUCCAGUACAGAUUGUUCUUGCACAUGAAGAUGACCAUAACUUUGAGCUUGAUGAAGAAGCUUUGGAGCAGAUAUUGCUACAGGAGCACAUACGCGAUCUUAACAUAGUAGUGGUAUCUGUGGCAGGAGCUUUUCGUAAAGGGAAAUCAUUUCUACUGGACUUCAUGCUUAGAUAUAUGUAUAACAAGGAUUCUCAGAGCUGGAUUGGUGGAAACAAUGAACCAUUGACUGGCUUUACAUGGCGAGGUGGUUGCGAAAGAGAAACAACAGGCAUACAAGUCUGGAAUGAAGUAUUUGUGAUUGACAGACCUAAUGGAACAAAAGUGGCUGUGCUGCUAAUGGAUACCCAGGGUGCCUUUGAUAGCCAGUCAACUAUCAAAGAUUGUGCAACAGUGUUCGCUUUGAGCACUAUGACUAGCUCUGUCCAGGUAUAUAAUUUGUCUCAAAAUAUUCAAGAAGAUGAUCUUCAACACUUGCAAUUAUUUACAGAGUAUGGCAGACUUGCAAUGGAAGAAAUCUACCAGAAACCAUUUCAGACAUUAAUGUUUUUGAUUCGAGAUUGGAGUUAUCCUUAUGAACAUUCAUAUGGUUUGGAAGGUGGAAAACAAUUCCUUGAAAAGAGAUUGCAGGUAAAACAAAAUCAACAUGAAGAGCUGCAGAAUGUAAGGAAGCACAUUCACAAUUGUUUCUCAAAUCUUGGUUGCUUCCUUUUGCCACAUCCUGGUCUUAAAGUUGCAACUAAUCCUAGUUUUGAUGGGAGAUUGAAAGAUAUUGAUGAAGACUUUAAACGAGAACUUCGGAAUCUGGUUCCAUUGCUGCUUGCCCCAGAAAAUUUAGUAGAAAAAGAGAUAAGUGGAUCUAAAGUCACUUGUAGAGAUCUUGUAGAAUACUUUAAGGCUUACAUUAAAAUUUAUCAAGGAGAGGAACUUCCACAUCCAAAGUCCAUGCUUCAGGCAACAGCUGAAGCUAAUAAUCUUGCUGCAGUAGCAGGAGCAAGAGAGAUUUACUGCAAAAGCAUGGAGCAGGUAUGUGGUGGGGACAAGCCUUACAUUGCACCUUCGGAUCUGGAGCGAAAACAUCUGGAUCUCAAGGAAGUGGCGAUUAAACAGUUUCGUUCAGUAAAAAAAAUGGGUGGAGAUGAAUUCUGCCGUCGUUAUCAGGACCAGCUUGAGGCUGAAAUUGAAGAAACCUAUGCAAAUUUUAUUAAGCACAAUGAUGGCAAAAAUAUCUUCUAUGCUGCUCGUACCCCUGCCACACUGUUUGCGGUCAUGUUUGCUAUGUACAUAAUCUCAGGACUGACUGGCUUCGUUGGCCUAAACUCUAUAGCUGUCUUGUGUAACCUUGUCAUGGGGUUAGCACUGACAUCUCUUUGUACUUGGGCAUAUGUUAAAUACUCUGGGGAGUUCAGAGAAAUUGGAACAAUGAUUGAUCAGAUUGCUGAAACACUAUGGGAACAGAGGAGUCCCAGGAAGGUGUUUUCCAAACUGUUUGAAGUUACUAGACGUCGAAUGGUUCAUCGUGCUCUUUCAUCAGCACAGCGACAGAGACUGUCAUCCAACAAUAACAAGAAGAAAAAUUAGACAGUAUUUUUAACUUUUUUCUCUAUCUGAAGUGUUCACACUUACACAUGUAGGACAAUAAGCAGGACCGUCUGGGCCGGUCUGCAUAAAUGCUGUAUACAUACCAGAUUUGAUGCUGCAUAUAGGGUAUGGAAUUGCACAUCCAUCUCAUAGGAAUUGUAAAUGGUUUGAAUAGGAGGAAAGUAAUUUUUGUUGCAUUAUAAGUUGUCUAACUGCAUUAUUUGUAUGUCAUAACUUUUUUGGGAGAAGCAUCUUUUUAUUUCCCACAUUCCUGGUUAUUUUCUUCAUUGCUUUGAAUUGAAUUUUUAUAUCUAUUUUUAUAUGUAACUCUUUUUUUACCUCAUGUUUUUAU
Phacochoerus africanus (Common warthog) is the source of this 2143-nucleotide messenger RNA. It is a transcript of the gene ATL2, whose product is annotated as atlastin GTPase 2. Bases 37 to 1791 code for a protein of 584 amino acids. Gene Ontology annotation, biological process: protein homooligomerization; endoplasmic reticulum organization. Gene Ontology annotation, molecular function: GTPase activity; GTP binding. The record is from RefSeq and is a predicted model, not a curated record. The transcript is spliced from 14 exons. NCBI's taxonomy places the organism in Eukaryota, Metazoa, Chordata, Mammalia, Artiodactyla, Suidae.